Molecule: messenger RNA, 2385 nt
Organism: Menidia menidia (Atlantic silverside)
Lineage: Eukaryota; Metazoa; Chordata; Actinopteri; Atheriniformes; Atherinopsidae
Source: the annotation of a GenBank genome assembly
AUGGACUCCAGGUCUCGCAGACUUCCGUUCAGUCUGUCCAGCUCAAGGACCUCCUACACAUUCAGUCCAACAGUCUCCUCUACCUCCUCAUCUCUGGGCUCCAGCAGGUUGUACAGUAGGGACACGGUGCUGAAUAAUGACCGCUUUCCAAGGGCAUCCUCGCCUUACAAAGCAGACAUGGAUAAACAGAGUUCUCGUUUCCUUGGCUCAUCGAGAGACUACAGCAGCUCUGAUAGCCGCUCCACCAGCUGGAAGCUGCCGGCUUUGAUGUCCACCAGCAGAUCUUACGACCGCCCCCGGGCCGAGUCGUCCUUCAGCAGUAGGAGCAAGCUGGUACUGAAGCCUCCUCGUACGGAUUUUGACGUGAGGUCGGGGAUCAGUUCGAGUUUGCUGAGUGCCAGCGAAGAUGCUGAUUCCAAAAGGGCCAAACUCUCAUACGGCAACAGAGGACUCUACUCACGAACGCCCAGCACCUCGCUUACAGGAUCCACUUACUCCAGUUCUGGGCUCAGCAGUGGUAGAGGUGAAAAACAAAGUGACACCUAUGAUUCAACAUGGAGCUCCAGUCACUUGCGCCAGCGGCCGUCAUCCUCCAGCUCAAAGCCGCUUCUGUCCAGGCGAGAGCAAGAGGCAAAGAUCGAGUCCAGCCUCUCAAGCUUGGGAGAAAGACAAGCCAGGAACUCUGGACUAGUUUCCUCAUUAUAUCAACCAGACAGGGUCAUGUCCACAUAUGCACAAGGAGCUCGUCCCAAAGAAACUGCCUACUCUGCCUCCUCUUUCUCCUCCACCUCCACUGCCAGGGAGAGCUCUCUGAGCCGCCACCUCUCCUCCUCCUCCUCCACUUCUCAGCGGAGCUUCCCUUUGACGCGCGACUUCAGCAGCCGAGCUCCGAGCCGGUUCUCCGCCGGGGCCUCCACCCUCCACUCGUCUCAGGAACCAGCGGGGAGCCGAGGGCCGCUGGACGCCUCCUCCUCCUCCUCUUCUUCUUACUCCUCCCACAGCCACCGGUACGCCUCCCCCCUGUCCAGGCCCGAGCCGCUCCAGCCGCGGCCGGCCCCCGAAGGCGGCGAGCCGGAGGGCCGCAGCUCCACCCGCCGCCUGCUGUCCCGCCUCUUCUCGCGGCGCUCCAGCCAGGACUCCUCCAGCGGCUCCUCCAGCGCCCGCUCGCUGGACGACGACAGCCCCUCCACCGGCGGGGAGUCCGUGGACAGCGACGACGGCGCCCGGACGCCCGGGGUGGGCGCGGACAGCGGGAGGGCGGAGCCGGCCCCGGGCGGCCUCAGGAGCCUCAGGGCAGACCUCGCCCCCAUCCAGGAGGGCCGCGGCGGCUCGGCUCAGCCCCGAACGGCGUCCUGGAGGGAGCCCGACGGUAACGAUAGCAACAGCAGCAGCGGAGGAAGAAGAUCGUCCUGGCUGUCUUCCUCACUCCGAGGCCGCUGCCCCCCCCUCCUCUCCCGCCUCAGAAGACACACGAGGGAAGAUGGUACGCACCCGGCCUCAGGUUCACAAGAAGCCUACAGCAAUCCGCAGCAUCUGCUGAGAAGGUGGGAUGACCUCGAUCACAAGGCUUCACAGGAUGAUGAUGAAGAGGAGGAGGAGGAAGAAGAAGAAGAGGAGGAGGAAGAGGAGGAAGGAGCAGUCGGGUUAGGAGCUGUCGCCAGUCGUGCUUGCAGACCAGAGGAGGAAACGUUACCCGAACUGGAAGACGCCUCCAUUAGGUUUUCCCCGCGUCGCAGAGUUGGAGUGUUUGAAAACAUCACGGUCUCCGUGGGCAGCCUGGGCAGCGCGGAGAGCCAGCCGGAGAGCCAGAAGGAGAAGAUCAUUUCCAGCAGAGAUCAAGAGAAGCUGCGCAAGAUCAAAGAGAAACUCCUGCUGGAGGAAUCCGACGAGGAAGAGGGGGACCUCUGCCGAAUCUGCCAAAUGGGCGAGGACUCCCCGGCCAACCCGCUGAUCCAGCCCUGCCGCUGCGCCGGCAGCCUGCAGUACGUGCACCAGGACUGCAUCAAGAGGUGGCUGCGCUCCAAGAUCGGCUCUGGCACUAAUCUGGAGGCCAUCACCACCUGCGAGCUCUGUAAGGAGAAGCUGCGCUUAAACAUCGACAACUUCAACGUUCAGGAGCUGUACAGGACACACGUGCAGUCGGAGUACGAUGAGUUCAUCAGCAGCGGGCUCUACCUGGUGGUGCUGCUCCACUUCUGCGAGCAGAGGUUCUCCGACGUCCUGGGGGCCAUGGACACGGCCGGGUUUUUCUACCUGCUGAGAAUUCUUCAUGAACACAUGGACAGUCUUGAAAUCCCCCACGACGACAGCGACGAGGACGAGCAAGACAACAGGCCCUCGGUCGACUUUUCAGACCAGGACGACGAGCUGGACGAGGAGUAUUGA